CCUUACCCAACAUCUCUUCCCUCAAUAUGGAUUCCACUACUGCCCAUAAUGGCUUCUCAUCAGCCACCACCGAUUCUCACACUCUCCAUGGCCAUAAGGACUUCGGCGAAAUUACUCCCGAAAAGCUGGCAAUCAUGAAGCUGAGAUCUUCUGAGUACGAUGAUGAUAUCUUCUCUGACCCGGGCACUCCAUCUGCUGGGCUCGGCAAGCUUCAUAGCAGCCGUAGUGUCGCUGGAGGCCGAUCUUCCUUGGCUCGCACCAGCCGCCAGGUCAGCUCCUCAGCUCGGCGCCAGAGCAAUUUCAUGCACUCGCACCGCAGCAAGAUGUCAAUGGAGUUGACUGGCCAGGCGGAGUCCAAGUUCUUCAGCUUGAUUGAGCUCAUGUCGAAUGCUUCGCGUGAGGCAUCUUCGCUGAAAGAGUACUGGUCUCGACUCAUGUCGGACCGCGAGUCCUUUGAUCGCGAGCGAGAGGAGCUUAUGCUUCAGAUUGAGGAGAUCAACGAAACUCUCGAGCAGAAGGAGACUCAGCACCACCACCACGGACGUGAGCUUGGUGAGCGCAGGAAGGAGAUCGAGAAGCUUCUUAUCGAGCUCUCUGCUGCCCUGAACAGUGUCAAUGAGCAGAAGAGAAAGGUUGCUGACCGUGACCACGCGCUCGAGAAUGUGCGCAAAGAACUCAGCGAAGUCAGAAUUCAAAGCUCUCGUCUGCAGAUUGACUUCGACAAGGGCAAGUCUGACCACCAGGGCAUUCUUGACAAGCUUCGCAAUGUCGAGAGCGAGCGUGAUCACCAUAGAGAGGAGUCCGAGAAGCACCGCAGCGAGCUCCGGAUCAUUACACGUGACCAGACCGAUAUCAAGAGCAAGAACACCGAGCUCACCUCCAAGCUUGAGUUGGCCCGGAAGGAGAUCCACACUCUCACCGACCGCAUCAAGUCCUUGGAGCGCGAGCGGGAUUCAUCGCUCAUCGAGAAGGACCGUCUUCUGGAAGAGGUCAGGAAGCACAGCAACAAGUCUGAGGAAAUCAGCAGAGAGCUUUCAGACCUUGUCGAACGCUACGAGAGACUUCAGCGUGAGAACCGGCAGACCAGAGAGAGCAUCCGCAUGAUCGAGGGCGAGCGCGACGAUCACCACAGCACCAUCGAGCGCCUUCGAACUGAGAUCAGAGGCAAGAGCACCAGCAUCGAGGAGGUCGAGAAUCGUCUUGCCGACAUUGUCCUCAAACAUGAACACUCGAAGAGGGAGGUCUCCGGCAAGGACGACCGCAUCAGGGAACUCGAAUCUGAUAUCCACGAUCUCCAGCACCGGCUUGAGCGCUCUCAGGAGGAGCAUCGCACGAUCAUCAUCGAGCGUGACCAGUUCCGUGAUGACCUGGACAACGAGCGCCACAAGGCUCAUGAUGGCGAUCACCGCCACCGUGGUCUGCAGGACAGCCUAACCAAGGCUGAGUCUACCUUGAUUGAAGUCCGAGCUGAGGUCUCAUCCGCGAACGAGCGCAUCAAGCUUAUUGAGCGUGAACGUGACGAGCACCGCGACAAGAACGGCCACCUCCACCACGAAAUCACCUCUCUUCACGAGAAGCUCACCCUCCUCCAAGCCGAAACCAAAACCCUCAUCGGCCACCGCGACCGCGCGCACAAGGAGCUCGACGACUACCGUCGCCGCUACGAAGAAGUCAGCGAGACCAUCACCGAAUACGAAAACGGAGGCGGCGAGCUGGAAUUCGAAAUCGAAUCCCUCCGCACCAUGCUCCGCGAAUCUCGCGAGCAAAAGGAACGCGCCAUCUCAGCGCGUGCCACUGCCGACCGCGAACGCGACGAGGCUCUGGCCAAGUACGAGGAGAAGUGUCGUGAAAUGGAACGUUGGGAGGAGAGUCGCAGCAGUUAUCUUCACGCCCAUUCUUCGGGGUUCGCGGGAGGGAAGAGCUCUACGCGCACCGUGACGCGGAAUGGUACGUCGAGUUCGUUCCGUUCGUCGCAUGGUCAUGGUCAUGGUCAUGCACAGAAGCAUGAGAGUACUACCGUUGAUGGCGAGUGAGAGGGACGCUGAUUGUUCUGUCUUUUUUGUAGAUGGUACGUCCUUUGCUUCUCCUGAUAGCAGGCCGAGUUCGAGGUUGAGUAGGCGGGGGAGUAUGAAGGAUUUCUUUUCGAAAGUAAGGACGAGUUGGAGGGGGAGGGAGUGAUUGUGUUGUAUAUAGUAAUGUAAUGGAGUUGUUGAGGUUUUUGUC
Pseudocercospora fijiensis CIRAD86 is the source of this 2223-nucleotide messenger RNA. RefSeq lists its product as uncharacterized. The record is from RefSeq and is a predicted model, not a curated record. NCBI's taxonomy places the organism in Eukaryota, Fungi, Ascomycota, Dothideomycetes, Mycosphaerellales, Mycosphaerellaceae. The transcript is spliced from 2 exons. The coding region runs from base 27 to 2033 and encodes 668 amino acids.